Molecule: messenger RNA, 639 nt
Organism: Plasmodium knowlesi strain H
Lineage: Eukaryota; Apicomplexa; Aconoidasida; Haemosporida; Plasmodiidae
Product: syntaxin-6, putative
Exons: 8
Coding region: 1-639 (212 amino acids)
Biological process (GO): Golgi vesicle transport
Cellular component (GO): membrane
Source: RefSeq, a predicted model, not a curated record
AUGAAGACGAUAAAGGAUGACCCCUUCCAUGAAGCAAAGCACGAAGUGGAUAUCUCAGUGAAGAAGCUGCAAAGUUUAUACAACAACUGGAGUAGCAUUCCGGACAAAAAUUCAAUCCUCGCCAAGGAGAAAUACUCCCGGAUAAAGGAAGAAAUAAAAUACCUUAACGAAGACUUAGAUGAUCUGGACAACUCCGUUAACGUUGUGAAAAAGAAUAUAUUCAAAUUUAACAUUAGCAAUGAGGAGUUGGAGAACCGAGAAAGUUCGCUGAAAAAUAUUCGAACCGUCCUGAACGAUAUUGCCAACAAUGUAACGUACAAGAUUUUAAACUAUAGUGGAGACAUGAAGGGAGAAUAUGACGCAGUUGUGCUCAAAAGGCAGGAUAACGAUUUGGACGAACUAGCCGAAUCAGCGGAGCGACUUCACAACGCCGCCAUUACUAUCAAUACAGAGUUGAAGGAUCAACAAAAGCUGCUUGACGAGUUGGAAAACGAAAUGGAUUACUCAAAUGAAAAAAUGAACUUUGUGACGAAAAAAAUUUCAGAUUAUUUAAAGACAAAUAAUCCGAAAAUACUGUCCCUAAUAGUCUACCUGACGCUUAUCUCAUUUUUUUUGUUAUUUGUCCUCGUGGUUUCCUGA